ACUAAAGGGAGCCAAGCGCGCGGUUGGCUCAGCUGUUGUUGAACGCGGCUGUGCUUGUGCGAACAUUUCCUGCUUGGUGUACGAUGCGAUAAAAAUGAUAGCGCGGUAGCCUCAUCGUCGAAUGCCUGAGUGAAGUCAACUGCUGCAGAACUGUGAAGAUGAAGCUGGCUUUUACGCUCCUCUUCGCGUUCAUUGUGGCUACUACACGUCAGCAAGUAGCGGGCCAGAACAACGACAGCUCGCUCGUUUUGCUUCAAAUGGUGUACAGACACGGGGACAGGACACCGAUUAGAACCUUCAAGAACGACCCUAUUCCAAUCACAGCCUGGAAAGAGGGACCUGGGCAGCUGACCAAGCUUGGAUGUCUGCAGCAUUAUACCCUGGGAAGCCAUCUGAGAUCACGUUAUGCGCACUUCCUUACUGGAAAUCCUCAUGAGCUGCGUGUCUGGAGCUCGGACAGGGAUCGCUGCCUGGCAAGUGCCCAGUGCCACUUGGCUGGAUUUGCGGUGCCUUCAGGAGACUGGGCCUGGAACAAGACCUUCCACUGGCAACCUGUUCCUAUACAUACGCGUCCAAUUUUUGAAGAUGGGAUGCUCGUUCCAGGAGAAGCUUAUUGCCCUGAAGCUGAUGCAGAAGAGGAGCGUGUGAAGACUUCUCCUGAAGGGCAGGCUUUCCUCGCGAAAUAUCAUAAACUUUACGAAACACUAACUGAAAAAACUGGAAGCAUUAUUUCAGACUGGAAUGAUGCUCAAUACGUAUACGAUGCUCUUCUGAUUGAGAGCUACCACAAUUAUACUAAGCCCAAGUGGGCUGAAGAAUUGUGGGACGAUUUGAAGUACCAAAGUGACCAGAGUUUUGUCUUCUACACCAAGACUCCUCUUCUCAAGCGACUGCGUGCAGGGCUGUUAGCGGCCAACAUGUCGGGAAACCUGGAGGCAGCAGCACGAAACAAGUCAGAAUACAAGGUCUUCAUGUAUUCCACACACGAUACUGAAAUUUCGGCUAUUCUGGAUGCCCUGGGCGUAUUUGAUGGCCAUGCCCCUCCUUACUGCUCUUCGCUUCUGCUUGAGCUAUGGAAAAAUGGACCAGGUAAUUUCUCUGUGCGUGGGCUCACGCUCAAUGCGUUCGAGUUGAAGCCCCGGCCUUUGCACUUUCCUGGCUGUGGUGACGAGUUUUGCACCCUGGAGCAGUUUCUGGACUUGGCCAAAGUGUACAUUCCGGAUGACUGGCGGCGAGAGUGUGGCCUUCAACAAUCGUUCUUCCUGUCUGAUGGAGCGUUGGCGUUGGUGAUUGGGCAGAGCGCCAUACUGGCCAUUGUGGUGUUCAGCUGCACCGCCUACUGUCUUCUGCGGAGGCGCAAGACACCAAAGAAUGCAGUUGCUUACUCGCCACUUCCCACUGAAUUUACGACGACCAACUGAGCAGACGUUGCAUGGAGGAAGAUAAUCAAUUGCCAAGACCACUCGCAGGAUGGACAUUUAACGUACUCGCUAGCCACUCUGUACCCUGCCAAUGUUCACUAGGAGAAUGCACUGGAAAGCUGGGCAAAAUACAAGCAAAAAGGGCGAGCCCAUCAAUAAGUUAAAUCUGUGGCACGUUUUCCCGCCACUCCCCCAUAAUUUAAUGCAGCUUUCAUAGUUGUGGCACCCGUUUGGGAGCCAGGAGGCAGGUUUAGGUUGAUAUCGAGUAUCGAAUGUUUACAUAAAAUUUACUGGCCGUGGAGGCUGAAAACUAUCUGCUUUAUCAGAAAGAUGUGCAGGCAGGGUAUCUGAACUGAGGAAGACUUCUUGUGUAACUGUCCUUAAAAGGAGCUGGGUUGUGCACAUAUUGUGCAUAUUGUUCGGUGUUACACACCGAACAGCACAGUUUUCCUUCAUGUAUAUCGCUAUCAGCCCUGGACCAAUAAUAUAGGCAAUCCUGAUAAUUUUGGUGAAUACCUAGGUGGGCUGCCAUAACACAUUCCUUAAAGGGGUAUUGAGAGUUUUGGUCAGCAUUUAUGUACAGAAUUGUCGAAUUUUACCGUAUGAAAUUUAGAAAUGAAGUCAUGGACUAUGGAUUAUAUUAGAGGCAUGAUAGUAUCUGAACAUUCAAUAUUCUCCCUCAUCUAUGGAUGUUCUUGCAUGGUUGCAGCACUUGAAUACUGUGCUAGUGACUAGUUGGUUAUGUUAGCAAUCCUUGUACUUGCUCUGUGUUAUUUGAAUGUCUGGCACGUGGUCAUUAGUGAAAUGUUAUUGGGUGCACAUGGUUCUACGUGAAACUCUAUCUUUUCCAUUUUGUAUGCUGGCGCAAUGAUCUCGCAUUGCGAAAAUUAUUGUGCGUAUUACUUUCAUGGUAUUGCUCAAACUGAACUUAGUUUUGCCUGUGCAAAGCACUUAUAAGUCAAUGUAAAUUUGCGGCACUGUUGUCUAGGAGUCAUAUUUGCAGUAUUCCUGUAAUUGAGUGUGAACUUGCUAUACAGUUGUAUGGGUGUUUAUUCAAUAUACGUUUUUAAGGAGACUCAAAAAUUUAUAGAUUCUUACAAUUAAGGUAUUUGCUUGGUACGCAGCAAAACCAGCAUGGGCAUUGAGGGUAUUCCACACUCGAUACACGAAACCUAGCUCUUUUCGUCGGUCUUGAAUUUGUAUCACUUGACUUUUACAUAUUUAUUAAAGUGUUUAAAAAACAA
Messenger RNA from Dermacentor silvarum, 2665 nucleotides. Its product is annotated as prostatic acid phosphatase. Bases 159 to 1421 code for a protein of 420 amino acids. Gene Ontology annotation, molecular function: phosphatase activity. Gene Ontology annotation, biological process: dephosphorylation. The record is from RefSeq and is a predicted model, not a curated record. The transcript has 11 exons. Lineage: Eukaryota; Metazoa; Arthropoda; Arachnida; Ixodida; Ixodidae.